UGCGCGAGUACGCGGAGGAGAUGUCAGUAGGGAGGACCCAGAUAUAUUAUUGACGUUAUUCCAGACUGUGCGCAAGAGAUACUUCUCAUCAGACCUGCAGUGAACUAUAGAGCAAAGAAUGGGAAGGAGUAUACGUGGUGUUUUUAACGCUGAAAGCCUGUCCGUCUCCACCGAUCACCGACUUUUGCUUUUCAGCUGUACAUUCAGGAGGGACUAGCUUCUGGAAAACAAGCAAGCUAGCAGUACAGGCUAGCUCCGCAGCGAGGCUAGCUUGCUAGCAAAACUGCUGCCUUUAUUGUGGCCCGCAACGAAACACCCAGCUAGCAUCCGUCGCAUGCACAGAAAGAGAAAAUGGUGUACCUGUUGAAUCCUAUAGAGAACCUUAGAAGCUACAUCAACAACCGUCCACCACUGGUCAUUUUUAUGAUCAGCGUCAGUGCAGUGGCGAUCGCCUUCCUGACCAUCGGUUAUUUCUUCAAGAUUAAAGAGAUAAAGUCUCCAGAGUUGACAGAGGACUGGAACACCUUUCUGCUGCGCUUCAAUGAGCUGGACUUUUGUGUGUCGGAGAAUGAAACGAUAAAGCACGGCCUGAACGAGUCCACCACACCAGAGAGCAUGGUCGUGACCAGCGGCCAAGCUCGUUCCAGCACCCAGGCUCCGCUCCUGCUGGAGGACUCGGGUCCCAUCAACAUCUCAGUCCCCAUCACCCUCACGCUGGACCCCCAGCGCCCGUUCGGAGGGUACUCUCGUAAUAUCACUCACCUGUACGCCACAGUGCUGGGGCAGCAAGUUGGUCUAUCUGGCCGGGAAGCCCAUGAAGAAAUAAACAUCACUUUCACCCUGCCUGUAUCCUGGAAUUCAGACGACUGCGUGCUGCACGGACACUGCGAGCAGGUGGUGUUCAGCACUUGCAUGACCAUCACAGCGGCCAGCAAUAUCUUCCCAGUCACAGUGCAGCCGCCACACUGCGUGCCGGAGACGUACACCAAUGCCACAUCCUGGUACAAGGUGUUCACCACAGUCCGCGACUCGGAUACCAAGUACAGUCAGGACUACAACCCGUUCUGGUGUUACAAAGGAGCCAUCGGCAAGGUGUACCACGCACUCAACCCAAAGCUUACUGUCAUCGUUCCAGAUGAUGACCGUUCUCUCAUCAACCUGCAUCUGAUGCACACUAGCUACUUCCUGUUUGUCAUGGUCAUCACUAUGUUCUGCUAUGCAGUCAUUAAGGGGCGGCCCGGCAAAGUACGACAAACCAACCCUGACUUCUGCCCUGAGAAGGUACAACAGACACCAGCAGUGCUAUGUGACGUGAACAGGUGGCGUUGUCAGAGAGUUAAAAAGUCAUCAGAGAGCUAUGUCAGAACUUACCUGUAACAUGGACAAACUCAAAGAAACAGAAGAAAUAAAAAUAAACAUACCAGUUGCCUAGUGAACCCUGGAAAUACAAUAAGGGACACAAAAGCUCUGUGAAUGCAUUACUCUUGCAAUGUUGGGUUUCUCCAACCAAAGAUAUACAAGUGCCUGUAUCUGUGGUGUAAAUAUUUGUAGGAACUCUGAUAUUCUGUGCAAAACCUUUAUUUUUUUUUCUUUUGGUUUAUUAUUAUAAUUAUUAUUAUCAUUAUUUUGCCUGAGUCCCCUUGUGCCAUGUCAGAACAUGCAGUACGUAAACAAAAGCAAAAGGCCAGAUUCAAGAACUACAUUACCAUUUUUCUACCAUUUUUUCAAAGUCCUUUCCAACUGCAGAGAGGUGGGUCACACUAUACAUUUUAUAGCAACUACCAUGUAAAUGUUUGUUUACAGAAGGUUUUGAGAUAUUCAAAGUGUUUUUUUUAUCUCCUCUGAUGAGAGAGCAUGGUGUUUAGUCACUUAAAAUACGUUUUUUAAGUGAACUGAAUAUGCUUAAAUACCUUGGUUGAGGUAUUUGCUUGAGGAUGAGAUGCUUGUGAAUUAAAUCAAAAGUAUGCACUUGGCAUUGCAGCUUCAACAGGGAAGAGAAUGAAUGUAGCAUGUUUCUCUGCACCAAACCCAAGAGUCUGAUCAGAAUUGGGACAUUUCAUGAAGUCCAUUCAAAAAGCAGCUUUGUGCAAUUAGUUCAUUUAAUUGAAUUUAACUCUCAAUCAUAUUCUGUCUCAGCCAAAUUAAAUAUCCAUUUUCCCCUGUGUGACUGCAGUGUCAGUGAACAAGGAGUAAAGUAUUUAGAUAAUUGCACUGCGCACAUUAAUGUACAAACAAAAUACACCAUCAACAGUGAAAUUAAUGAGUCCCAUUUUAAUGGCAGUUAAAUCAGCUGCAGAACCUGUGGUUUGUGUUGAGAAUUAGUUCUUAUUUUCUUAUUUUGAGACAAGUAGAUGUCGUCACACUUAUAAUAUGAUUUUCUGCCUUUUGUUUUCUUUCCUCCGUGGCUUCAUCAACUCACCUGCCUCUUCGUCUUCUAUCAGCUGCCACUCGCUCUGCCGCGGUUGUGUGGUUUUGGCUUCUAGACUCGUGAUGUUCGAUACAGUCUUCUUUGUUGCACCUGGAUGAAGCGAAACAUUAUCUUGCCUUACCUACAGUACGAUAUGAUUGACUUGCUUGCUUAAAAAUAGGCGGGGAGAUCGUUUUCUCUCUUUCCAACGUUAGCUUGCCAGUCCCUUCUUCCACAGCCAUCUUUCUCUUUUUUGUUCUAUUCCAGUCUGAUGAGCCUGUGGUUUGAAAUCUAAAGUUGUGAUCUGUGUCCUAUUAAUGUAAAUGUCAAGUGGCCCUUGAGUUAUUAUAUUUUUAAGAGGCUUUUGAAUUACUCGUGCUUUUAUUUUAAGCAAGUCAAUAUCAGUUGCACGUGUUCAAGUGUUUGCUUAGUUAGUGCACCUUCAGACUUCUUGCACAUUUUGUGUUAUUCGCUCCCGCAAAGAAAUAAAAAAUAAAAUUAAAAAAAAAUUGUCCAAGGUCACAUGUAAAUGUUUGAUGUUGAACAAACAAGUGGGGCUCCUUAUAAAAAUAAAUAUAAUUAUAAAUUACCCUAUAAUUAUAUUUAUAAAAUUAAUAUAUUUAUGAUUAAAAUAAGUUUUAUUAUUUUGUAGUACAACAAAAUGUGCAAAAACUCACUUGGUGUGUGAGUGUGUGUGUGUGUGUGUGUGUGUGUGAGUGAGUCUGGAAGAUGUUCAGAUAAAUAAAGGCGGCUUUAGACUGUGAUUCUCUGAAAGCUGGUUCCAGGUGACUGAACGCCUGGAUACCUGCGAGUGUAAUGGGAUUUCCUCCGUGCAUAGUGACUUGACUGCGCACAGAAAUAAAACAAGCCCACCUCCCCUGACAUCCAUACAUAAAAGUUGUCAUUGUGUUGUGCUGAAACUGUAGCUUUAAGGAUGGAAAUUUGUGCUCUUCCAUUUUGAGAGCAUGGUUGACUUUGACAAUCAUUUAUUCCAAAUGUACUGCAACACAUUGGAUUUAUAGAAUAAAUUCCUUUUCUUAGAUUAGGUUAAAAUCCUGAGUUUCCAAACACUGUCCGCAGUGCUGUUCUGCCACGAAUGAAAACACUUUUAAAUUGAUCUUCGCGUGUCUUUGCCCAGAGAAGAUGCAGUAGAAACAGUUGUAAAGGAAAACUAGAGAAUAAACAACAAUCUAAAUCCGCCUUUUUAUAAACGUUAUGUAUGACUUUUUUUUUCAAUAGCAAAUUACUGGUAGAUUUUACUUACCUCUGUGUUAUAUUUUUGUUCCAUAAUUGAUGUACCUGUUGAAUGUACUUUUUAAUAAGAAGCAUAAUCUAAAUCUGAGAUGCAAGAAUUCCAACUUAUUUUAAAAUAUGAUGUAGUUUGAUUAUUAUUUUUUUUCUGUUUGAAAGGCUUUACUUGAAUUGUGUUUUAGUUCGAGUGAUAUUCAUAUAUGGUUUAUCUUUUUGUGGCAAAAUGAAUCUCUUGUCACAUUAUUGUAUCAAACACUUUGUACAUUUUAAUUUUUUUUCUGUGUGUGUGUGUGUGUGUGUGCGUGUGUGUGUGUGUGUGUGCGUGCACGUUGGUGGAUGAGUGGGAGGUUGUUGGGUUCUGCUCCUAAUGGUUGUGAUACCUUUUUCGCUCCACAUUGAAUGAUGCUGGGCCAAGUCUUCCUAAUUCUGACGUGUAUCAUAUUCGAGCAUGCACCUGUUGCUUUUUACCGUCAUGGCCGUCUCCUGUGUGCUCACGAUUGGACUCUUUAUGAAGGAUCUGGCAGCUCUUUCUGGACGGGUGGAGAUUGCGGGUGUUGGGUGGGAAGCGGGUGGGAGGUUGGCAGGGUGUGUGUGAGUGGAGGGAUCUUAGAAGAUGUGAAUGAAGCAUGCCAUAUUAUUGCCAAACCGUCAUAAGUAACGUUGGUGACCUGCAUUUACUUGCAUCUUAUCCCUCUUUGUGUGAUUUCUCUGUCUUCAUCUUUGGUUAGAAUUGCGUCUCUAAUUGCAAAAUGCCUUAACAUUGUCUGUUUUUUUGGGGUGGGGGGGGUUUUGUUUCACAUAUCACGUAUUGUAAAACGCACCGGCUUUCCAGAAUCAAAUCCAGACACAAUGCUUGUGUUUCCACCUCUGAGCUCCGAGAAGCUCCAAUGACCACGCUUGCUGUCGUAGCUUUGAAUCUGCUCCACUAUAUCACUGAGGACUGGAGUUAAAACAGUGGAGCCAUAUUCUCCUCCCUGGCUUUUACAUAAAGCAAAACACACACAGGAGUCUCGUAUAUAAGGCUGCCAUUUCACUUUGAUAUCCUUUCUGUCAUAUUAGCAGCGCUUACAGGCUAGUAUUAAGCCAACUCUGUGCCUUCUGCACUGUCGAGCUGCAUCCUCUUCCCUGUACAUACAGUAGAUAGGACCAUAGGUUUAAUGUGGCUAGGAUGUCAUUCAAAUCCUUUUUCCCUCUCCAGUGGAACUGCUGUACAUGAAUUCAAGUUUAAAUAAACUGUCUCUAAAGAUCAACA
Molecule: messenger RNA, 4910 nt
Organism: Seriola aureovittata
Lineage: Eukaryota; Metazoa; Chordata; Actinopteri; Carangiformes; Carangidae
Gene: tmem248
Product: transmembrane protein 248
Exons: 7
Coding region: 352-1377 (341 amino acids)
Source: RefSeq, a predicted model, not a curated record